Molecule: messenger RNA, 1304 nt
Organism: Dunckerocampus dactyliophorus (ringed pipefish)
Lineage: Eukaryota; Metazoa; Chordata; Actinopteri; Syngnathiformes; Syngnathidae
Gene: calb2a
Product: calbindin 2a
Exons: 11
Coding region: 137-949 (270 amino acids)
Biological process (GO): regulation of long-term synaptic potentiation; regulation of presynaptic cytosolic calcium ion concentration
Cellular component (GO): terminal bouton; dendrite; synapse
Molecular function (GO): calcium ion binding
Source: RefSeq, a predicted model, not a curated record
UAGCGGUUAAAAAUCAGUUUAAAAGCACCGGGCGAGCGGCGGUGCGCCACAGUGAAGUCUAAAGCUUGACUUGCACUGAAAAGGAGCAGAAAAGUUAGCAGCGGACUUGAGAACUGCGGCAUCUGUGGAGAUCAUCAUGGCCAACACACCACAGCCUCCUCACCUACACCUGGCCGAGGUCACCGCGUCCCAGUUCCUCGACAUUUGGAAGCAUUUUGAUGCUGAUGGUAAUGGCUAUAUCGAAGGGAAGGAGUUGGAGAAUUUCUUUAGGGAGCUGGAAACAGCCCGAAGAGGAGCUGGCGUGGACCCGUCAAACCCGACAUUUCGAGAAAAGAUGAAGGAGUUCAUGCAGAAGUUUGACAAGAACAAAGAUGGAAGAAUUGAGAUGUCAGAGCUGGCCCAGAUUCUCCCCACUGAAGAGAACUUCUUGCUCUGCUUCAGACAGUUUGUCAGCUCAAGUGCUGAGUUCAUGGCGGCAUGGCGGCGAUACGAUACAGACCGCAGCGGCUACAUUGAAGCAAAUGAAUUGAAGGGCUUUCUGUCAGAUCUCUUGAAGAAGGCAAACAGACACUAUGACGAGCAGAAGCUUAAUGAGUACACACAGACCAUACUCAGGAUGUUUGAUCUGAAUGGAGAUGGAAAACUGGGCCUUUCAGAAAUGGCAAGGCUUCUUCCUGUUCAGGAGAAUUUCUUACUCAAAUUCCAGGGUGUCAAGCUGACCAGCGAGCAGUUCAAUGCCAUUUUCACAUACUACGACAAGGACGGGAACGGAUACAUUGAUGAGCAGGAGUUGGAAGCUUUGCUACGAGACCUUUGCCAGACAAACAAGACGGAGGCAGACUUGAAGAACCUGGCCGUCUACAAGCAGAGCAUCAUGAGCCUGUCUGAUGGAGGGAAGCUCUACCGCGGCGAGCUGGAAAUCGUCCUCUGCAAAGAACCAAUUCAAUGAUUCCUCAUCCUGUCUUGUUGUGUAUCCUAAUUACAUGUAUGUCUGCCCAACCUGCUCUCCUACCAAAACACUCCCUUCCAGCUAUCCAGCAACAAAACACCAGGUGCAUGUGCCAGACCUCCCAUCUCCUCCUAAAGCUACCUUCUCAAUGAAUGACAAGUGCACCAUUGGCUCAAAAUAGCGCUAUUAAUCCCUUGUUUUCUGGAACCUGACCUCUAAACCCUAAGGAGACCUUUAUGAAACAUAUAACUAGCCCUUAUAGUCCAUUUAAAGUACUUUUUAAGGCUAUGCUAUGAUUUAACUUUCAGUGUUUGUUUUUCUCCAAUACUGUUCAUUGGAAAUCUAAAUAAAAUGU